Molecule: messenger RNA, 770 nt
Organism: Aegilops tauschii subsp. strangulata
Lineage: Eukaryota; Viridiplantae; Streptophyta; Magnoliopsida; Poales; Poaceae
Source: RefSeq, a predicted model, not a curated record
CAAGAGGGCAAAGAAAAGUAACCCGGUCGAAGAGCCGGUCUUGACUGAACCCAACGCCUCUGCCUCUGAGCCGCCGUCUACACCAGCUCCAGAAACCACCGCUCCAACUGAAGAACAAGCCAUGGAGGGUUCUGACAACCCGGAGAUUCCCAGCCCAGCUCAACCGGCCGAUGACCCGGAUGUGGUGAUUACCCGGACCGAAUUUGUUGAACCGGGAAGACCCACCGUGCUGGCUAAGUGCUCUGCUAAGGAGGAACUUCUGGAACGCCGCAGAGCCAGGCUGGACAUUACUAACUAUGCCAAUCUGAGCAUCGGAGAUAUUGUCGCUGGUUAUAUUGGUCAAGUGCACAACAGCCGGGACCUGGAAAUUGACAUGGUGAAGCAGAUACAGCAAAAAUCUGAGGCUGCCUGCAAGAAACUUGAAUCGGAAAUCUCUGAUCUGAAGAACCGCCUGAAGACUCAGGAAAAUGAGACCCAGAAGGCCAAUGCCAAAUUUGAGUUCAGUGUCUCUGCACAAGAAAAACUGAAGAAAAAAUUUGAAACAGAAAGAAAAGCUUGGGCCGAUGAGAAAACUGCCUUGCUCAGCCGGGCCGAACAAGCGGAGGCUGCUCUUACUGAAAGAACCACCGAACUCUCCGGCUUAAAACGCCAUGUAUCGCAGAUGGUCUCCGCAAUCUUCGGUAAGUUACUCUGUAAGCUUUAAAUAAGUUUACAUCAUUCAUGUCUCAUAAGCCCCACCAUUGCCAUCAGCUCACCUGACUUUGUUAUAC